CUGCCGGAAAUUGUAAAAAGAAGAAGAGGAAGACACAUUUAGCUUCUCGGCGUGAGCUUAGCUUUCUACAACUGUUUCCUCGAUAUUAGCCAGCAAAAGAUUGUGUGAUUCCUAGUUCCCCGAGUUGUCAAAGUAGAUGUAUUUCACAACACUGUGUUUUGUCAAAGAUUCGGAAAUCGCCUAUAGGUCACAGAAUCGCGCUUUUAGGCUUGUUUUACAAUUCUCUUUGCUCGCUAGCCGAGGUUAGCACGUAGGCUAACAUUCACUCAGUAUGAAUAUUGACAACGUUAGCCAGAGUGUCUCAACUGGGGCAUCGUGUACUACUUCUUCAACAAUGAGUAAUUGUAUCGCGAAUGAUAAUGCAACAACUAACGUCAGCAGCAUCCCUCCUGUCACGAGUAAUGCUUCUGUUUCAACGGCGUUGGGGACACCUUCAGCUGACACAACAGUCUCUAACGGCGUCUAUGUUCCUGGUGGUAUCACUAAUGGAGACGUAAAACCUGCUGUAUCUACCACUCCCCUGGCAGAUUUCCUCAUGCAGUUGGAAGAGUACACCCCUACAAUUCCUGAUGCAGUUACUGGGUACUACCUCAAUCGUGCUGGCUUUGAGGCUUCUGAUCCAAGGAUAAUCCGUCUGAUUUCUCUUGCCUCUCAGAAGUUUAUCUCAGACAUUGCCAAUGAUGCGCUCCAAUACUGUAAAAUGAAGGGCACUGCCUCUGGAAGCUCCAGGAGUAAGACAAAGGAUAAGAAGUAUACACUGACUAUGGAAGACCUGGCUCCUGCCCUCUCAGAAUAUGGUGUCAAUGUCAAGAAACCUUAUUACUUUACAUAAAAAUGUAACUACUAAUUUUUAUUUUCUUUUGACUUUUGCUAGAAUUAUUACACUGCUGACCUUCUAGUCUGUUGGCACCUUUUGGUUGAAGUUUUUUUUGUUUAUUAUAAUGCUUUAGUACCGCUUUGAUGAAUCUUUGUAGUAAAUUUGGAAUCAUUUUUUGUGGAGUCAUCUUGCAUUGUAUUGAACUGUAAAUUUAAGUUUUAUGAAAAUAAAACUCUAGCCAAAAAUA
Molecule: messenger RNA, 1064 nt
Organism: Cheilinus undulatus (humphead wrasse)
Lineage: Eukaryota; Metazoa; Chordata; Actinopteri; Labriformes; Labridae
Gene: taf10
Product: TAF10 RNA polymerase II, TATA box binding protein (TBP)-associated factor
Exons: 5
Coding region: 272-832 (186 amino acids)
Biological process (GO): transcription initiation at RNA polymerase II promoter
Cellular component (GO): SAGA complex; nucleus; transcription factor TFIID complex
Molecular function (GO): promoter-specific chromatin binding; RNA polymerase II general transcription initiation factor activity
Source: RefSeq, a predicted model, not a curated record